CCAUACACCGUUGACCACUUCAAUGGCUUCGCGCUCGUCUUCUUCUUCUUCUUCACCACACAAAGCCACAAUCUUUUGAAUUUUCCUCUUCCCUUUCUUUCACCAUCAUCUCUCUCUCGGAUCCAUGGCCUAUAACAAUUUCACCCGCCUCGAUGCUCAAUCCGCCGCCAAGAAAGCCGUCUCAGUGAUCGGAUUAGGUUACUAUCUCUGCUCCGAUGUUCGUUUCUCCGCUUGUAAAACUACACCAGACGGUUCCAGGUUAGUCGAAAUCGUCCCGACCCGGAACCGUGACUUAGUCUUCCCCGGUGGGAUCGUCGUUAACAACGUCUCGAGCUCGAUUAAGUGCGAUAAAGGCGAACGUACUCGAUUACGCUCCGAUAUACUCUCUUUUAAUCAGAUGUCGGAGAAGUUUAAUCAAGAUAUGUGUCUCUCCUGGAAGAUUCCGUCGGGGAUGUUUAAUAAUAUGUUUGCGUUUAGUAAAUGUUGGCCUAAAGAUGCGAGCUCUGUGAAGAAUUUAGCUUAUUGGUUCAUUAGCUUGUAUAUACGUGUUGAGAUUGUUAGGAAGCAAUUGACUCUACGUGAUGAAGUGAAACGUGAGGUUCCUUCUUCUUGGUACUCAUGUAGUUGUUGGAGUGAGUACUAAAUUUUAAAUUUAGUUGUUCCGGUUGAUCCAGGGACAACUACUAAUAAUCCAGGGACAACUAUGUGAUAAACCAAGGACAACUACUAAUAAUACAGGGACAACUAUAUGAUAAAUCAAGGACAACUACAUAUAAGUCGAAGUUGUACCGGUUGAACCAAGUACAACUACCAUUACGGCAGGUACAAAUACUAAUAAGAUUUCAUGAAAACACAAAUCCAUAUUCCAAAAACACAAAUCCAUAUCCAAAAUACAAAUUCAAAUAUUACAAAGACUAGGUGGUAAUCAUACAAUAUUACCACCUUGAAAGUAACCCUUAAGCCUCGCAAUCUCGACUUCUUUUGUGGCUAACCUCUCUUUAAGAUCAUCAAUUUCUUCACGCAUAAGACGAAGAGUUUCUCGGAUCGACUCCAAAGCAGGAUUUCCAUCCCUUGCAUAUUCAAAAGAGGUUAAAACGGCGAGAUAAUCCAGAUUUUGAGCAAUUAACCCAGAUCAAACUUAAAGCAAUUAAACCUUAACGGCGAGAUAACCCAGAUU
Molecule: messenger RNA, 1177 nt
Organism: Arabidopsis lyrata subsp. lyrata
Lineage: Eukaryota; Viridiplantae; Streptophyta; Magnoliopsida; Brassicales; Brassicaceae
Product: MACPF domain-containing protein NSL1
Exons: 2
Coding region: 125-643 (172 amino acids)
Biological process (GO): regulation of salicylic acid mediated signaling pathway; plant-type hypersensitive response
Cellular component (GO): plasma membrane
Source: RefSeq, a predicted model, not a curated record